Stegostoma tigrinum is the source of this 7559-nucleotide messenger RNA. RefSeq names its product poly(ADP-ribose) polymerase family member 14-related sequence 3 (gene parp14rs3). Lineage: Eukaryota; Metazoa; Chordata; Chondrichthyes; Orectolobiformes; Stegostomatidae. The transcript is spliced from 25 exons. Gene Ontology annotation, biological process: negative regulation of gene expression. Gene Ontology annotation, cellular component: nucleus; cytoplasm. The record is from RefSeq and is a predicted model, not a curated record. The coding region runs from base 409 to 5796 and encodes 1795 amino acids. Gene Ontology annotation, molecular function: transcription corepressor activity; NAD+ poly-ADP-ribosyltransferase activity.
UGUCCCGGACCUGCACACAGACACUACCUUCUACGCACCGCCCUCGCUUACAAAUGCAAGCAGUUCCCCGAGCUAUCAGCAGAAUCCCACUGCAACUCAGUCACAUUACAGUCGCUGCUUCAACCUUCUUCAUUGCUGCGUUGAAGGGAAGCAGCGCCGUGCAGGCUGGGACAAGCAACCGUGCAGUUUUUUUAAUUACAGGAAGCAGUGAGGACUGCGAAAGAGAAGGACGCCAGUGUUCGCCAGUAUUGCAGUAACACUGCCAACAAAUUCCUGCCGAAGAAAUUGACUAGAUCUUACCCCUGUCAGAGACCCUCCUUGUCCAACCGAUGCCUUACUCAAACAAGAUCACGUCUCUAAUUCCACCCCCCCCGAGCACAGGAAAACGUGUUGAAGAGUGAGUUCCACAUGGUACCACUAUUGGCCGCAGAGACUGUUCAGCUUCGAGUUAUAGGCUAUGAGGGCGAUGAUACGGGAGAUAGUUCAGUGAGCUCCAAUAAAGUGUCAGCACACUCCAGCAAAGAGCCAGCAAUAGAACAAAGCCAGUUACUGACCACUUCACCAGACCACAACACACAUGAACAGAGGCUAACAAAGGGAUCUCAAAAUAAAGGAUCUUCAGUUCCAGUGGAAGGAUCAGUUCCAGAGCCAUCCAACACAGAGGACACCUGCCUCAAUCAGCUGCUGGUCAGCAGUGACGGUCCAUUAGAUGCAGACAUUGUAGCAAUGUAUUUUGAAAAGUUUGCGUCAGAUGUGGAAAUCCAUGAAAAUGGCGUAACUUCUUGGUUUGUAACCUGCUCAAGCAGAGACGAUUUGGAAAAAAUAAUUUCACUAAAACAGCACAAGCUGGGUGGCAAAACUCUGGAUGUGCAAUUAUAUGAUAAAAGAAAAGAAGAUGAAAAAUAUGAGCCCCGAACUUUUCUUUUGAAAGGUUUUGAUGUUAAUUCGAGAUUAGAUCAUAUUUCACUGUACAUUGACAGUCUCAGUAAUAGCACACGGCAUCAUAUUGAACCUUUGCAGGACGGUGAAACAGUGGUGAUCACAUUUGAGACUGAUAUAGAUGCCAAUUCCUUUCUGAAGAAUUGUGGUCAGAAGCCAUUUGAAAACAGUUGCAUCACUGCCAAACGACUGGCCAAGACAAAUUCAGUGCAGAUAGAAGGAGUUCAGCCCAGUUUGAGUGAUUAUUUGCUUGACUUGUACUUUUCAAGUACAAAUCACAGUGGUGGUGGAGAUAUCACUGAAAUAAUUCUUCAAAGAGAUGCAGAGAAAGCUAUUAUUCGCUACCAAGAUCAUGAGGUGGUAAGAAGAGUCAUCGAGAGGGAGCAUUGCCUAAAGGGUGUUCAGCUUUCAGUUAUUCGCUAUUACCAUGAUCAGCAAUUAUCAUUGUGUGGAGGUAAUGAUCCAAAAUUCAAACUGCCUGAACAAUGUGGUAUUUGCAUCAAGCCUGUUCUUCUCAACUACAUUGCAAACACACGUCACUGUAAACAGGGAUUAAAAGAAAUUGCAAAAAGUUUUUAUUGUAACAUUACAUUUAUGGACUCUCCAAAUUCAAGCCAAAUGAUUUUGAAGCCAUCUUUUGAUACAAAUACAUUGUUGUGCUACAAAAUUGCUAAGGACUGGAAGAAGCUGGCAGAAGAGGCAAUUCAGAAAUUCAUUGGGCAAUUCGACUUCAGGGACUUUCCAACAGAUAAAGAAUUGUGGGAAAAAGUGAAGAACAAAAGUGGGGGGCUGAGAGCACCUGACAUUGAUGUUGUGUAUUCUUCUACAAAAAACAAGCUUGUCCUUGUUGGCAAAAAAACUAACAUUUUGGAAACUUCCAAAGUCCUAGAGGGAAUAUUGGAAAAAGCAAGGAAAGAAUUAGAUAUCGAAAGAAAUACUGUUGAAGAGCUGGUUCUACUGCAAAGUCUCGAGGAGUUGGAAUUUGUGCAAAGCCAGGUCAAAGCCACUGUUUGCUCUGUGGAACUCACCACCUGCAAAGCUCCCCCGACCUUAAAACUGAAAGGGCUGAAGGAAGACGUUUGCCAAGCUCAGAAAAUCAUCAGCCAAUUUCAGUCACAGUUAGAGAGGAAGCCCCUCAAUCAGUCUUCAUUCAUGACAGAUUUUAUCAAGUUGUUAGACCUCAAGGGAUUUGUGCAAACUCACUUCAUUCAAAAUGGUAUAAGGGCCACAUUGGUGUGCGGACAAUCAGUUGAGCUCUUGGCUGUCAAGGCCGAUGUAAAUAAAGGGGAAGAUAAAAUAAAGCAACUUUUCCAGGAAAUUAGGAUUGACUUGACUCCACGACACAUCAAUGUCACUGAAGUUGACAACUGGAAAAGGUUCCUUGAUGAUUUAGAAGUUGACAUGAAGUCAAACACUGCAGGCUUCAGAAUCAGAGUGGAGAAAAAUCAAAGCACCAUAUUAAUUGUGGGAUAUUCCAAUAUUGUUGCUGAUGUUGCAAAAAUGGUAAACAAUUACCUAGACAAUAAGGAGGUGAUCACACAAAUUAUUUCUGCCACAGUAAUGCAGGUGAACUAUAUGGAAAAUUGCUUCACUCUUUCAGAACUACCUGAAAUUCAAAACAAAGACAUCAUUAUAUCAUAUAUCAGAAAGCCUUCUACAGGUUUAAAAAUAUCUGGUACAGCAGAGCAUAUGAACGAGGCGCUUUCUGUUAUUAAGGAUAAGUUAUCACAGAUUCAGUCAGCAACGUAUACUUAUAACAAGCCAGGAGAGGCCAAAACAUUGUCUAAACACAAAGAUACCCUACAAGUCAAGGCCAGAGAUCAUGGAUGCAUAUUGUUAAUUGAAACCAAGGAAGAGUGCCAGAGUUUGUCAAGCCACUCACAACCUAUUAUGUUACAACAGAAACAAAUCCACAUGCCAUCAAUAUUACCACCCCAAGUAUCUAUGCCAGCAGCAGCAGGAAUACAAAUAUGUGGGAUAACAAUAAUUCUAAAAAAGGGUGAUAUCGCGCAGGAAAGUACAGAUGCCAUAGUAAAUUCUACCAACAACAAUUUAAACUUAGAUUCUGGUGUAUCUGGUGCAAUACUAAAAGCUGCAGGCAGUUCUGUGCAAGAUGAAUGCAAAGCACUAGGUCAACAAUCAAAUGACAGUGUUGUAGUCACCAAAAGUGGCAACCUUCAUUGUCGAUUGAUAGUACACAUGGUUGGGACCACAACAGCAGCUGGGAUUGCAACUUCAGUACAUAAGGUCCUUGAGGAAUGCGAGAAGCAUAAGAUCACUAGCGCUGCAUUCCCAGCCAUAGGGACAGGUAAAGGUGGAAUCAAUUGCAAAACUGCCAUCAACGCUCUCUUCAGUGGAUUGGAGAAUUACUUCUCGAGUAUUGCAGUGUCCAACAUGAAAUCCAUUUCCAUUGUUGUGCUUGAGCAACAUAUUUAUGACACUAUUGCGGAGGCUUUUGAAGAGAAGAGGUUGAAUUCUGGAGUUAGCACGAUGAGCAAAGCACAGAUGCCUGUGGACCCACAGGAUAGAUCCACCGCACAAGGUCAAAGGCGAGGUCUGUUGCCUACGCAGUUGAAAAUACACAAUGUUUUUGUGGAGGUGAAGCAAGGAGACAUAACUAAUGAAACUGUAAAAGCAAUAGUGAAUUCUACAAAUGCAACAUUGGAUCUCAAUUCUGGUGUCUCUGGGGCAAUACUUGCAAAAGCUGGCAGUACUGUUGUAGAUGAAUGUAAGAAACUGGGUUCUCAACCCAAUGAUGGUGUUGUUGUUACCAGUGGUGGCAAACUUACCUGUGAUUACAUCGUACAUAUGGUCGGUCAAAACAAGCCAGCUAUGAUAACUGCCUUUGUAGAAAAAGUAUUGCAGGAAUGUGAAAAACAUCAGAUCACGACUGUAUCAUUCCCUGCUCUAGGAACAGGUGUGGGAGGAAUGAAUCCACGGGACACUGUGGAAAGCAUGUUGAUGGGAUUUGAAAAUCAUUUGUCACAAAAUAAACCAUCCUGUAUUAAACUUGUUUAUGUCGUUGUCUACCAAUCCAAUAUAUAUGAUAUUUUUAUUGACGUCUUGCUACAAAAAUCGCAACAGAAAGUCAACUCAAUAGAAGUAAACAUUGGAAAAGUAAAAUUGGUAGCUGUUCAAGGUGACAUCACAGCAGAACAGACUGACGCAAUUGUAAACUGUACAAAUGUUAACCUUAAUCGAAACAGUGGAGUUUCUGGUGCUAUCUUGAAAGCAGCUGGACAGUCAGUAGUGGAUGAAUGUAGUCAACUGGGUGUCCAAAACGAUGAUAGCAUUGUAAGCACAAAAGCAGGAAACCUUCGAGUAAAGUACAUCAUACAUUUGGCAGGCUGGCUUAAAGCACAAAAUACAAAAGGAUCUUUAAUCAAAGUUCUGAAGGAAUGUGAAAACCUAAAAAUAAGUUCAGUGUCUUUCCCAGCACUGGGCACAGGUGAAGCAAAACUGAAUCCUCAAGAUAUUGCCGUUGCACUUCUGGAUGCAAUAAGUGAUUACGUGGUGGACUUUGCUCAACCUUCGCUGUCUUUGAUACGGAUUGUUUUGUUCAAUCCAUUGGUGCUGAAUUCAUUUCGCCAAUGUAUAGAGAAACGUUUCAAAUGUUCCUACAGUUCGAAACUUGAUCAUCCUCCAGCACAAACAGUUCUUCCAUUGAAACCUAUUUAUCCAGUCAUUCUGGGAGCAACAAAGAAUUUCACCGCCACAGUUGAGAUAUUUGGUGUGACGAAGAAUAACAUCACUGGGGUUCAGAAGGAUGUUGAGGAUUUCAUCAAAGACAAUUGCAGCAGCCAAAAAAUACCCAACACAGUUGCAGGUUGUUUCUCAGAUGAUGAGAGGCAACGAAUUACAGAUCUCUGUGAAAAGUAUCAACUGAAAGUUGAAAUUCAGGAAAAGGAAAUAACAAUAGAGGGAUACAAUGCGGAUGUUCUGGAAUCCAUUGUAGAAGUGAACUCUAUGCUCCAUGUUGUCAAGGAAAGAGAGAUUAGAAAGCAGGAAGAGAUUCAGCUGAAGAAAACUGUCCAGUGGGAAAUUAUGACUGAUGAAACAGCGCAGCCUUAUGAUCAAUGUUUAAACUACGAAAUUGAGAGAGCUUACUUGGAUGAAAAACAAACCAUAGUUUGCAUGAAAGACGGGAAAAAGUGCACAAUUGAUUUUGGAUCAAUGCAAGAAAAGGAUUCAAAAGGAAAUGUAGUGGAUAUUAAGAGAAGAGUCCUUCAAGGAGCAAUGUUUGACCUCCCACAAAACUGGAGUUACAUGAAAAAUCAGGAGGUGUUGAGAGUUCUUCUUCAGUCAGGUACACCAGAGUACGAAGCGGUAGUACGAACAUUCAGGAAAUCUUGUGGGACGACAGUUGUUGACAUUGUCAAGAUCGAAAGGAUUCAGAAUCGCAAGCUUUGGCAAAGUUAUUCUGUCAGAAAAAACACUGCAGAAAGAAAGUAUCCUGGGGCAACUGUUGAGCAGAUCCUUUACCAUGGAACCACAAAGGAAAUUUCCCAGAAAGUCAAUAAAACUGGGUUCAACAGAAGCUUUUGUGGGAGAAAUGCUACUCACUUUGGAAAAGGAACUUAUUUUGCUUUGAAUGCCUCGUAUUCAUGUGACGACAAAUACUCUGCUCCUGAUGUUGAUGAAUGUAAAUAUAUCUAUCAGGCACGAGUGGUUACUGGGAAGCUGUGCAAAGGAGAACAGAAUAUGCUGGAACCAGCCCCAGUCAAUCCACAGAUAGAUUCAGCUGACCUUUGUGAUUGUGCAGUGAAUGAUCUAAAGAAACCUUCCAUUUUUGUUAUUUUUUGCGAUGAUGGUGCAUAUCCAGAAUACUUGAUAACUUUCAAAACAAGAAAAGCAUGAGUCCAAGAUAACAAAGUGUGGAGCUGGAUGAAUACAGCAGGCCAAGCAGCAUCUUAGGAGCACAUAGCAUGAGUCCAAACUAGUUCAAUCAAGCUGUCAUGCUUUUAUGGCAAACUAUUUUCUGAAGAAGGGUCUAGGCCCGAAACAUCAGUCUUCCAACUCCUAUGAUGCUGCUUGGCCUGCUGUGUGCAUCCAGCUCUGCACCUUGCUGUUUUAAAGUUUUAUUCACGUUCCUAGAAAAUUCAGCAUACUGCAAGUUGCAUUAUUUAGUAGUCUGUUUGGAAUGCUCUUUUGUGACUGGUUGCCAGAGUGUGCUGCUUACAAUGUCCAUGAAGCAAUAUUACUUCAAAGGACAAGAAAGUGUGCCUUAUUUCUUUCACGUAAGUUCUCAUCUAGGAAGUUGAACAUAAAGUUGAAUAAUGUGAAUAAUGGAGUAGACCAUUCAUUGACGCUGAUCUACCAUUCAAUUAGAUCAUAGCUGAUCUUCUACCUCAAUGCCACUUUCCUGCUAAAUCUCCACGUCGCGUAAUGUCAUUAGUCUCCAGAAACCUACUGAUUUCUGCCUUAAACAUGCUCAAUGUUUGAGCUUCCAAACAAUCCUCUGGAGUAGACAAUUCCCAAGAUGCACCAUUCUCCAAGUGGAGAAAUUCCUCUAAACAGCUAAGAUCUAGUUAAGUUUCAAGAAUGAUUGACACAUAGCGGUGGCUCAGUGGUAAGCACUGCUGCCUCACAGCACCAGGGACCCAGGUUUGAUUCUAGUCUUGGGUGACUGUCUGUGUGGAGUUUGCACAUCCUCCAUGUGUCUUUGUGGGCUCCUGCCGGGUGCUUGGUUUCUGCCCACAGUUCAAAGAUGCAUAGGUUAGGUGAUUGGCCAUGCUAAAUUGCCCCGUAGUGUGCAACUUAGGUGAAUUAGCCAUGGUAAAAUGUGGAAUUAUGGGAAGGUUAGUAGGGUUGUGAGUCUUGAUGGUUGAUGUGAACUCAAUGGACCGUAUGGCUUCUAUCCGCUCUGCAGGGAAUCUAUGACAUAGAAUACAGAUAAUUUUCAUUGAUGACAAUUAUGAUCAUUGAAACUGCUUGAAAUUGCCUUAUUGAAAUUGAAAUUGAAAUCUUUGAAAUUAGCUUAUGAAUGAAUUAACUUUGCAUCUUUGCACUUUUUAAUCUAAAUGUUCAUAUUCUAAAGUGUGAAUGAUACAAUGAUGGGAAUCUCUGUUUUGAGCUGUUAUUGCUCAAAAUAAGCUAUAAUUGCAGGGGGUUUUCUUCAUACACUUUACAGUGAACUCAUCUGUAGCCAGUCACCGUAAUUAAUUAUGUGAAAUUCACUGUAAUAUCUGAUGCAAACCCCACCACAGAUAAACACAGAAGUUGAUGACAGUGAUUUCACAUUACUCAAAGGGUGUGCUCCUGAAGUGAUCACAGAUGGAAACAAUUAGAAAUCACUGAUUUGACAUUAACUUCCAUUUCUGAAGUUAUUUGUCUUACCAUGAGGUAGUUGAAAAUGUUCUGCCUUAUUGAUUGAGGUGUAGUUGUGGUUUUAGCAUGUACCAAUUUAUACUUAUAUUUGAAUAAGGUCUUUGGCCCUGAUAAACUAAUUUUGCAUCUGUUGAAAGUCACAUUUUCCCCAUGACAUGUUUUUAAAAAAUCCCAGAUAUUUCAAUGACUAAAAUCUGUUUUCUAAAGCUUGUUGAAACCAUUUAUAUGGCACCAUGUUUAUGUUGAUUUCUGUAAAGUUGUAAAAAGAAAUAAAUAAAAAAUUAACUGAUAUU